This is a messenger RNA of Olea europaea var. sylvestris, 1403 nucleotides long. RefSeq names its product SH3 domain-containing protein 2-like. The transcript has 10 exons. The record is from RefSeq and is a predicted model, not a curated record. The coding region runs from base 149 to 1264 and encodes 371 amino acids. Gene Ontology annotation, molecular function: protein binding. NCBI's taxonomy places the organism in Eukaryota, Viridiplantae, Streptophyta, Magnoliopsida, Lamiales, Oleaceae.
GUUGUGUCGUGCCAAACAGGUCGCAAAUCUUGUCCGAACAAAUUCAAAAACCGCAGGCAAUUCAAAGUUUUCUGACAAAUAAUUGAAACGCUCCAACCCUGACUGCCCACCUCGUUCGCCCUUCUCUGUCUCUCUACUCUGUAAUGAAAUGGAAGCAAUAAGAAAGCAAGCUACAAAGCUCAGAGAACAAGUAGCAAAGCAGCAACAAGCUGUGCUCAAGCAGUUUUCUGGUGGGCUUGGUGGUUCGGAUAAUCUUGCCACCGAUGAUAAUGAACUCCAACUGCAUCAAAAACUUGAGAAGCUCUACAUCUCCACUCGUGCUGCCAAGCACUAUCAAAGGGACGUUAUCCGAGGUGUAGAAGGUUAUAUUGUCACGGGUUUUAAGCAAGUUGAAAUUGGCACCAAGUUGUCCGAAGGUAGCAGAAAAUAUGGUGCUGAAAACACAUGUACCAGUGGCAGUACAUUAUCCAAAGCGGCAUUAAGUUAUAGUAGAGCUCGUGCUCAGAUAGAAAAAGAACAUGGAAAUCUACUGCAAGCACUUGGAACACAGCAGGUUGCGGAGCCAUUAAAAGCAAUGGUAAUGGGAUCCUCAUUGGAAGAUGCUCGACAUCUUGCACAGCAAUAUGAUAGAAUGAGACAGGAAGCUGAAGCUCAGGCUAUUGAAGUUUUCAGACGGCAAUCAAAAGUGAGAGAAUCGAACGCCAAUCCUGAUAACAUAUUGAAAUUGGAAUCUGCCGAAAUGAAGCUUCGCGAACUUAAGUCAAACAUGACCACCUUGGGUAAAGAGGCUGCUGCUGCAAUGGCUGCUGUGGAAGGCCAACAACAAAGGUUGACUAUCCAGCGACUUAUAGCCAUGGUUGAGGCAGAGCGUGCUUAUCAUCAGCGCGUCUUACAGAUACUUGAUCAGCUUGAGGGGGAGAUGUUGUCUGAGCGCCAAUCUUUUGAAGCUUCUCCUAUUCCAGCGACAGAUCGUGCUAUUCCUCCUCCCCCUUUAUACAAUGGAAGUGAUGAUUUAUUUGCUCCUCAAUCAUAUCCUGGGCCAAUUGAUGGCCCGGGUUACUUCUUAGGAGAGGUUGUGCACCCAUAUCAAGCCGAUUCUGACGUAGAGUUGACGUUAUCAGUUGGUGACUAUGUAGUCGUCCGAAAGGUGUCGAACAAUGGUUGGGCUGAAGGUGAAUGCAAAGGGAAAGCAGGUUGGUUCCCCUUUGGGUACGUUGAAAGACGGGAACGUGUUCUUGCAAGCAAGGUAGCUGAAGUAUUUUAAAGGUUGAUCUUGUAAAUCCAUCUUGCAUACACUUAUGUGUUUGUACAAGUGAAUAUUUUUCAUUUUAUCGCAUGUAAGAUUGGAUAAAAUGAAGGAAGGUUAUAAUCAACUCCUAUUUGACAAAGCUUUUUUGAUAUUA